Messenger RNA from Oreochromis niloticus (Nile tilapia), 1781 nucleotides. RefSeq names its product transmembrane protein 160 (gene tmem160). The transcript is spliced from 4 exons. NCBI's taxonomy places the organism in Eukaryota, Metazoa, Chordata, Actinopteri, Cichliformes, Cichlidae. The record is from RefSeq and is a predicted model, not a curated record. The coding region runs from base 106 to 762 and encodes 218 amino acids.
CCUGAGACUCUUCCGGGUUGUCAUUGAGGGUUCACAGGGCAUGCGGAGGUCGUGUUGUGCUUUUACUUUCGGCUCAUACUUUAGCUAGCAGUGGCUAGUGAUGUAAUGGCUUUCUUGACUUUGUUCAUGAGAAGGCAGCUGCCGCAGGCCGUGUGUCACUACGCCCGGCUGGUGAAGCAGUUCCGGCCGCCGGCCGCCGGUGCCACGCUGCGGAGACUGCACGGCUCAGCCCGGCAGCGGGUCGCGGAUAAGGGGCCGUGGGGGAAGAGCCGGGGGCCGGAGCAGCAGCAGUACCAGCUCACAGACCUCGACAAAGCGGACGCUUUGAUGCUGAGAAAGUCCCAUGAAACAGGCUUCCUCUCGUGGUUCAGGAACGGCCUGCUGGCGACCGGGAUCGGAGUCAUCGCAUUCGUCCAAAGUGAUGUGGGACGAGAAGCAGGAUAUGCCUUCUUUAUCCUGGGAGGUGCGUGCGUGUCGUUUGGCGGUGCCUCGUAUAUUGGCAGCCUCUUUGCCUUGCGGAGGAUGAUGCUGCUGUCUGUGCCAGCACUGCUGCUCCAAGGAGCCGUGGUGGGCAGCGUCGCCCUCUUCUGGCUCUGCGCUGUAUCGCUCUACAUCGGCCGAUUAGAGGUGGAGAUCAUCCACGAGGGAGAGGAGGGAGAGGAUGAAGAGGAGUGCCGAGAGUGCCGGGAGAGGCGCGAACACCGGGGUUACCGUGGGCCCCGCGACAAUGAGGACAGUGACGGCAAGGGGCAAAACAAGUAGAGGUCUUCCAGGAAUGCAGAGUGGAAAGCUGUGCAUGUGUGCUGCUCCAAUUCAGGGUUUCCCUUAUUUGUAUGUGUGUGGAUUUUGUGUACAUGUGCGUGUAUAAGCAGCCUACAUAUGCAGGCCGUGUGUGAGUCUGUAGAUACGAUCUUAUUAUCUGUUGUUAUUAAGAUGAAUAUUAAUGUGGGGAAAGACUUUUAAGACCUUUUUGAAAACUGGUCGAAGAAAUUUGUGAAACAUGCUGGUAAUUUGGUAGUUUAACUACCUUCGAUCACAGAAAAUAAAUCAACAUUUUGUAAGUUUUGUUAUAACUACGUGUAUCCAGAGCUGAGUCUCUUACAUCAUCAGCCUUUUCUUUUUCUUUUUACAUUCACACAUUCUGCAAAGACUCGCCGAGAACGCCGCGUUAUUUCUUCAAGUUUACUUUUUGCUGCCCUUUAUCAUUUUUAAUCCUCAUUCACAGCCAACUGUUGUUGGGUGCUGUUUGUCUUAUUCAGUAUAAUUAACUGUGAAUGACUACUUGAAGUUUUCUUGAAAGUGUGGAACUAAAACAAGCUGGCUGUGAUAAACUGAGACCUACGAGGAGGACUGCAGAGUGUGUGUUUCAGGUCUGUAAUUUUGUUUUGAUCAAAAAUCUCUGAGGGCUUUUAAUUUGUUUUUUCUAGUUUUUGUUAUUAUUUUGUUUUCGAAGGGCAAUAGCACUUCUGUCAGCUUUAGUUUGUCACUUUAGUAACUCUAUAGUUUUAGAAGCAAAGGCUUUUUCACAGGCUUUCCUGUGAUUAUUUAUACACACACACACACACUCUGUAUUGCUGUAACCAUAAUGUUUCUGAGUGAAUUCCACACUAUAAUCACUAUAAUUGCUUAUUUAAUGGAUGUGAAGGGUUGUUGAUCAUGGAAGAGUUUGAAUGCAGAUGUGGAGAGGGGGUUCGUCAUUGUUUACCUUUUUUUUUAUGCACGACUUCCUGUGCACUCUACUGUAUAUACAGUAAUAAAGCAAGAAGAAGUCUGUCGAGUUA